AUGAACGUGGCAUGCGGCUUGCUGACGGUUCUUCUGGUGGCGUGCCACACGGAGUCGAGGUGCUCGCCGACGUCUUAUUAUAAGAACUGCUGGAUCCGACGCUUCCCGGGCAUUUUCAUCGACAUCGAGGAGUCUCAGCGCAGAGGAGCGCAGCUGCUGGAGCACUACCAGGAGGAGACGGCGCUCCAAUGCAGCCGCACCUGCUGCCUCACCAGAAACUUUUCCUGUAAUCUGGCCAUAUUCCACUAUGACACUUCUCCAGAAAACGUGAACUGCUUCCACCUGCACUGUCCCACGCUGGAGAGCUGUAUCCUGAGCCACAGGGGCAACGUUGUUCUGUACAAUGUCACUAAAGGGGUGGAUCCUGACCUGUUGGUGUUUGGAAAGUACUUCACCUCCAAUGUGCGUGUGUUGCCGCACCACUACAGUCGAGCCAAUGUCUCUGAACCCCUGCCCCCAGACAAACGCCAGUUCAUACACCCGCCCCCGCCCGCUGCCCUGCCUCUGACGUCUGCACCGACUGGUACACGGCCCACCACAGCACGUAGAGGGCUCGACACCACCACCACCACCCUGCGGAGCACCAGUCAGGCUACAGUGGUUCCCACAACAACAACCACACUGUCCGCCACUUCACCUGCUCUUAUAACAGACCAGCAGAACCAAGCACAAGCAACAGCCCCAACCACCUCCACCAAUUCUCCUGCACCCAGCUUUACUGCACCUCCUCCAUCCAUGAUAGAAUCCACCCUAAAUCCUGAGAUGACUUCUAUCCUUUCCGCCCCUACUGCGCAGCCCUCUACAUCCGCCCUCACCCAGCGUCACCCCACCACCUCCUCUCGGUCAGCGACUAGCCCUCCAACCACCACAGGCCUUGUGGGCAACACAGAGAGCAGCAAGCAGUACCCCAAUGACACCGAGGGCCCCCUGGGGAGGAACCACACUGCAGGCGGUGAUGUAGGCCAGGAAGUCAGCGCAGAGGACCCUUUGGAGGAGUUGGGACCUGGGUGGCACGUAGCUGCUCACACCUUACUGGUCGCGGUGGCCAUCUGCAUCACCGUGCUGCUGAGCUGCUGCUGCUCCAUCCUGCUGGUGGCGAGCUGGAGGGCUCACAGGAGGAGGAUGGGGCGCUAUCGGACGUCAUGGAGAGGGAGGAGAGGCUCCAUGCGUCUGAUUAAGUACGUGCUGGUCAGAGAGCGUUCCUGA
This is a messenger RNA of Pleuronectes platessa (European plaice), 1206 nucleotides long. Its product is annotated as MANSC domain-containing protein 4-like. Lineage: Eukaryota; Metazoa; Chordata; Actinopteri; Pleuronectiformes; Pleuronectidae. The record is from RefSeq and is a predicted model, not a curated record. The transcript is spliced from 3 exons. The coding region runs from base 1 to 1206 and encodes 401 amino acids.